GGACAAUAAUGUGUGUUUAGAGAGAGAAAGAAGAAGAAAAAGCAGUAAAGCAAAACGGCGUCGUCUCUCUCUCCAUGUGACUUUGGACCAGGUCAUCUUAUUCAUAUACUAGGGUUUAUGUUCACAAAUCUGCUAAUUUAUUGUUUCGGAAGUUCAAUUCUCUGUUCGUUAACUAUUUGUGUUGAAUUCAGACCACAGAUCUGUUGAAAUGAGGUGAAUUUGUGGUUAAUUUAGUGUGAAUUUGAGGUAAUUUAGCCGGUUAGGUUAGAUAAAGUGGAAGAGGUUUGGCAAGAGGUGAUGUUUUUGGUGUGAAGUGGAGUAUUAUUUGUGGAACUUUUUGGUGUUGAUAUGGAUUUGAUGCUGAAAUUGUCGGGCGAUUAAUCCGUAAGGAACGAAGGAGUGCACUGUUGUGAGAUUGUUAAGUUAGGGUCCCCUCCAUUAACAAGUAAGUUCAGUAGGACCUUUGUUGGUUAAUGAUUGUUGCUUUUCGGGGCAGAUGAGCUAUCACCUUUUUGUGAUCUUAGUUAAUUGAGAACUGAGCUGGUUGGAUAUACAGAUAUACUUCUGUUUUUUGUUGAGAUAAACUGAUAAAGUGAAGGAUCUGGUUUGUCAAAUAAUGGCGACGGCGACUGAUGCAGCGGCUGCUAGAUUUAAGUCAAUCAAGUCAUUGCCUGUGGAUUAUAGGUUUAUGGGUUCGUCAGGUGAGAAGUCUGCGAACAGUUCGGUUUCGGUUUCGGUUAGUAUACCGGAGAAUGGUAAUAUGGAUCGGGUUGUUGAUGAUGAUUCGCCGUAUGGUCAAGGGUCGAGCUUUUUGUUAAAUGAUAGACCUUCUGUGGAUGAUGUUAAUGAUGAUGAUGAUGCUGAUGUUAAUCCGUCGGUUUCUGCUCAAGGAUCUGUUUUGGGUUCGUGGGGGAAUAAGAAAUGGGGUGAUACGGCUUCUUAUGUUGCUAAAAAGAAGCUUCAAUCAUGGUUCCAAACAUCUGACGGGAACUGGGAACUGGCCAAGAUUCUAUCUAUUACAGGAUCCGAGUCACUGAUAUCAUUUUCCGAAGAAAAAGUAUUAAAGGUGAGCUCCGAUAGCCUAUUACCUGCAAAUCCCGAAAUCCUUGAUGGAGUAGAUGAUCUUAUGCAACUAAGUUAUCUAAACGAACCGUCAGUCUUGUACAAUCUUCAAUACAGAUAUGAUAGAGACAUGAUCUAUUCCAAAGCAGGACCGGUUUUAGUUGCCAUCAAUCCUUUCAAGAAAAUCCCGUUAUAUGGGAGUGAUUAUAUUGAAGCCUAUAAGCGUAAAUCUAUCGACAAUCCUCACGUAUAUGCUAUUGCUGAUACAGCUAUACGGGAAAUGAUUAGAGAUGAGGUAAACCAAUCUAUUGUGAUAAGUGGUGAAAGUGGAGCGGGGAAAACCGAAACCGCAAAGAUAGCAAUGCAAUAUUUGGCUGCUCUUGGAGGAGGUAGCGGAAUAGAAUACGAAAUACUGAAAACGAAUCCGAUUUUAGAGGCCUUCGGUAAUGCAAAAACAUCAAGAAAUAACAAUUCAAGUCGUUUUGGAAAGUUGAUUGAAAUUCACUUCAGUGAAACUGGGAAAAUAUCGGGAGCCAAGAUCCAGACAUUUUUGCUUGAAAAGUCAAGAGUUGUUCAAUGCACAGACGGAGAACGGUCGUAUCAUUCGUUUUAUCAGCUUUGUGCCGGAGCUCCACCAUCUCUUAGGGAGAAAUUAAACUUGAAGAGUGCGCGUGAGUACAAAUAUUUGCAGCAAAGCACUUGCUACUCGAUCAAUGGGGUCGAUGAUGCCGAAGAGUUUCGUGUUGUAGUGGAAGCACUGGAUGCUGUUCAUGUUAGCAAAGAGAAUCAGGAAAAUGCUUUUGCAAUGCUUGCAGCCGUAUUGUGGCUUGGAAAUGUGACGUUUUCUAUUGUCGAUAAUGAAAACCAUGUUGAACCCAUUAUUGAUGACGCCCUGCUGAAUGUCGCUAAAUUAAUUGGUUGUGAGGCUGAUGAUCUAAAGCUUGCUUUAUCUACUCGAAAAAUGAAAGUUGGCAAUGAUAUCAUUGUUCAAAAGCUAACCCUAGCUCAGGCAAUUGACACAAGAGAUGCUUUGGCUAAAUCGAUAUAUUCUUGUUUGUUUGAUUGGUUGGUGGAACAAAUCAACAAAUCACUUGCUGUAGGCAAACGUCGAACAGGAAGAUCUAUUAGCAUUCUUGAUAUAUACGGGUUUGAAUCGUUUGAUGUGAAUAGCUUUGAGCAGUUUUGCAUUAAUUAUGCAAAUGAACGGUUGCAGCAGCAUUUUAAUCGCCAUUUAUUCAAGCUAGAACAAGAGGAAUACAUUCAAGAUGGAAUUGACUGGGCAAAAGUGGAGUUUGAAGACAAUCAAGACUGUCUUAAUCUUUUUGAAAAGAAACCGUUGGGUCUAAUGACUUUAUUAGACGAAGAAUCUACAUUCCCGAAUGGCACAGAUAUGACAUUUGCAACAAAGCUAAAACAACAUUUAAAAACUAAUUCUUGUUUUAGAGGAGAACGAGGAAAAGCAUUUACAGUUCAUCAUUAUGCCGGAGAAGUUACAUAUGAUACAAGUGGAUUUCUGGAGAAAAAUCGCGAUUUAUUACACUUAGAUUCCAUUCAACUUUUAUCUUCUUGCACGUGUGAACUCCCGCAAGCUUUUGCCUCAAAUAUGCUUUCGUUAUCUGAAAAAACGGUUCCUGGACCGUUACAUAAAUCUGGUGGAGCAGAUUCCCAGAAGCUUAGUGUUGUAACAAAGUUUAAGGGCCAACUGUUCCAAUUAAUGCAACGAUUGGAAAGCACGACACCUCAUUUCAUACGUUGCAUUAAACCUAAUAAUUCACAGUCUCCUGGAAUUUACCAUCAAGGACUUGUGUUACAACAGCUGAGAUGCUGUGGUGUUUUGGAAGUUGUUAGAAUAUCGAGAUCUGGAUUUCCAACACGAAUGUCCCAUCAGAAAUUUGCAAGAAGGUAUGGCUUUCUUCUGCUGGAACAUGUUGCAUCACAAGAUCCACUAAGCGUGUCAGUUGCAAUUCUUCACCAGUUCGACAUUCUUCCCGAAAUGUAUCAAAUUGGUUACACAAAAUUGUUCUUCCGUACCGGACAGAUUGGUAAGCUUGAGGAUACACGAAACCGUACACUUAACGGUAUAUUACGUGUUCAAAGCUGCUUUAGAGGUCACAAAGCUCGUCAAUAUAUGAAGGAGCUUAAAAGAGGAAUUUUCAACCUUCAAGCAUUUGCUCGUGGUGAAAAAACUAGAAAGGAGUUUGCAAUAUUGGUACAUAGACACAGGGCGGCUGUGCAUAUACAAAAACAUAUUAAAGCCAAAAUAAGCAAGAAAAGAUUUGAAGAUGUUCAUGGCGCGACAAUUACGUUACAAGCUGUUAUUCGUGGCUGGCUGGUUAGGAGAUGCUCAGGGGACAUUGCUCUACUCCAAUUCGGUUCCGGAAAGGGUAACGGGUCAGAUGAAGUGCUAGUAAAGUCAUCAUACCUUGCUGAACUACAAAGAAGAAUCCUUAAAGCAGAAGCCGGUUUAAGAGAAAAAGAAGAAGAAAAUGAUAUUCUCCACCAACGUCUCCAACAAUACGAAAACCGUUGGUCCGAAUACGAGCUUAAAAUGAAAUCAAUGGAAGAAGUAUGGCAAAAACAAAUGCGAUCGUUACAAUCAAGUCUUUCGAUAGCCAAAAAGAGUCUCUCAUAUGAUGAUUCCGAGAGAAAUUCAGAUGCAUCAAUCAACACAGCAAAUGACGAAACUAACCCUGGCUGGGAUGCCGCAACAAACGGUAGAAGAAACGGUGUUGAGAACGUGAGACCGAUGAGUGCGGGUUUGAGUGUGAUUAGUCGAUUAGCUGAAGAGUUUGAACAAAGAAGUCAAGUGUUUGGAGACGAUGCGAAGUUUUUGGUGGAAGUGAAGUCGGGUCAAGUUGAGGCUAAUUUGAACCCGGAUCAUGAACUUCGGAGGUUGAAACAGAUGUUUGAAGGGUGGAAGAAAGAUUACACCGCGAGGUUGAGGGAGACAAAGGUAAUUUUGAACAAACUUGGACAUGAAGAUGGUGACGGUGAGAAAGGUAAAAAGAAAUGGUGGGGGAGGCUUAAUAGCUCGCGGGUUAACUGAGUUUUAUUAUGUGUUUUUACUUAAUACAUGGUUGUAUAGCAAGUGUUUUAAGUUUUAACUGUCGCAUGUCGAAUGCGGUUCUUGGCUUGUUUAUACUUAUAACUUAUAUUUUGUCGCGGAUUUGGGUGUUUGAUGAUCAUCAACAUGUCGAUGCAUCGCGUCUGGUGAGCGAACGGCAAAAAUUAAUCAUUCUUCAUUUGCAUGGAAGAUGUUUUUUUUUUAAAAUUACUUCAUGAUCUCCUCA
Helianthus annuus (common sunflower) is the source of this 4352-nucleotide messenger RNA. Its product is annotated as myosin-1. Gene Ontology annotation, biological process: actin filament organization; vesicle transport along actin filament. Lineage: Eukaryota; Viridiplantae; Streptophyta; Magnoliopsida; Asterales; Asteraceae. Bases 617 to 4108 code for a protein of 1163 amino acids. Gene Ontology annotation, molecular function: ATP binding; actin filament binding; microfilament motor activity. Gene Ontology annotation, cellular component: vesicle; actin cytoskeleton; cytoplasm. The transcript has 22 exons. The record is from RefSeq and is a predicted model, not a curated record.